This is a messenger RNA of Oikopleura dioica, 939 nucleotides long. NCBI's taxonomy places the organism in Eukaryota, Metazoa, Chordata, Appendicularia, Copelata, Oikopleuridae. The record is from the annotation of a GenBank genome assembly.
AUGAUAAUUUCGGUUUCGUUGUACAGAGCUUCGGAUGGGCUGCCGAUUGCUGCUUCGACUGAGUACAGUCAGGAUAAAGCUUUGAUCGACUGUAAGCGACUGACAAAGGGUGUUUCAACCCGAUUGCGAGAAUUCAAGAACACCUGCACCGCCCACAAUCGAGGCUACAACCUCUGCUGGCAAGUCGAUGGCGAGAUCGCAGUGGUUGUUUUGAUCGAUUCUAGAACCAGUCAGACGGAGGCCUUUUGUUUUCUCAAGCUCGUCAUUGACAGCUUUUCUUCCCAUUAUGAGCCGAACAAAGUCAUCGCCGCCCAGAGACCAUUUGCCUUCAUCGAUUUUGAUGCAGUCGUCGAAAGUCUACGAAGAAAAUUCAACAAGGCGGUGCUCCAGUUUUCCAAUGAAGAACUCAAGCAGUCCGAGUCGUUUCUUUCGCAAAACAAGCCGCAAAUUAUUCAGCCGAAAGAAAUCAAACUCGAAAUGGGCAAAAAACGGGGCACUGAACUUCUUCAAUCAAAAUUUCAACAGUCAAGAACUGCCUCCAGUUGUAUCGUCCGUUUACCGCCGCCAACAGUACAUGAUGUCUUCGCGAUGAUUUCAGCCCUUGUUGCUGGAGCGUUGAGCUUCGCCCGUGGACAUCAAAUAGCGACGCAUCAGUGGAAGAGAUGGAACUUAGAGCGACACACAGACGCCGAAGAGCAUCUCCACAUUUUGACCUUCAAAGGCACUCUUGUACUGUGUCUUAUUCAGGUGUGGUUGAUGAUCUUCUGGUUCUCCUACCGCCGUCUCUUUAAUUUUUUCAUCUUCGUACUUCUGAUGCUCUGCUGCGCGAUCGAGUUCGACAACCGGCACUGGUCGGCCAACGGAAUGUUCAUUUUAUCUCAUAUUUAUGCUACGGUCAAGAUCCACUUCCGCAAUUCCGACAAGCGCAAAUCAACUUGA